GCAGGAUCAAACUGUAUAAAAGAACUAUAAGCUACAGGGAACCCCGAAGACAUCAGGAAGACCCAUCUUCAUCAUAGCAAGCUCAGUCAUGGCGGCCUCUGAUCCCCACAAGAUGAUGAGCAAAGCUGACAAGCUAACUAAGCUUACUCUUACAAGGUGGAGUGCAGAUUGGAAAAAUGCUACUGCCCUGUAUGAGCAGGCUGCAAAUGGAUUUAGAAUUGCCAAGGAUUAUGAGAGAGCAAAAGAAGCUUAUGAGAAAGCUUCGAAAGGACAGGAAAUGCUUUCUUCACCUUGGGAUGCUGCUAAACAUAUGGAAUCUGCUGCUGGUCUAGCAAAGGAUCUAAGAAACUGGAAAGAAGUUGGGGAUUUCUAUCGAAGGGCAUCUGAACUGUACAUCGAGUGUGGGAGACCACAACCUGCAUCAGAUGCUCUAGCGAAGGGAGCCCGUGCUUUGGAAGAUUCUGUGCCAGAAGAGGCAAUUGAGUUGUAUACUGAUGCUUAUACAAUUCUUGAAGAUGAUGGAAGAGAACAAAUGGCUUUUGAUCUAUAUCGUGGUGCCGCCAAUGUUUAUAUAAAACUUGAGAAGUAUACAGAUGCUGCAUCUGUCUUCAUAAGGUUGGGCUUAUCAGCUGACAAAUCUAAUGCUACCAAUUCCCAAUGCAAGGCAUAUCUUAGCGCAAUAAUUGUUCACCUUUAUGCCCAUGAUUACAAGGAAGCAGAGAAGUGCUAUAAUGACUGCUAUCAGAUUGAUGCCUUCGUCAAAAGUGACCAAAAUCGCUGUGCUACCAAGCUUCUUGCUGCUUACAGGGAAGGAGACGUUGAAGAAAUCAAGCGGGUUGCUAAUUCCAGCACUGUUUCAAAUCUUGACCAUGUGAUUAUCAGGCUUGCAAGGAAACUGCCAACAGGUGAUGUGAGCGCAAUGAAGGCUGAUGCAGCUAAAGAGGAAGAAGAGGAACCAUUAGAUGAAAAUGAUCUCACUUGAAAAUACUGGUACUGUAUAUAUGAUGUUGUUGUGUAUCUAUUCAUAGAUAAGAAAAAGUUUGGCAACCCCAUUUGAUUGUGUUGAUCAGUAUAUACCAGCUGUUAAAUAAAUAAUUGAUUAAUUUGUGGUGUUCAUUCUGUUUCAGUUUGUGGAAGAAAAAAGCAAUGCGAAUUACAUUUUUAGGGUUGA
This is a messenger RNA of Neltuma alba, 1171 nucleotides long. RefSeq names its product gamma-soluble NSF attachment protein. The record is from RefSeq and is a predicted model, not a curated record. The transcript is spliced from 9 exons. Gene Ontology annotation, molecular function: syntaxin binding; soluble NSF attachment protein activity. Lineage: Eukaryota; Viridiplantae; Streptophyta; Magnoliopsida; Fabales; Fabaceae. Gene Ontology annotation, biological process: intracellular protein transport. Gene Ontology annotation, cellular component: vacuolar membrane; SNARE complex. The coding region runs from base 89 to 982 and encodes 297 amino acids.